Molecule: messenger RNA, 4071 nt
Organism: Striga hermonthica
Lineage: Eukaryota; Viridiplantae; Streptophyta; Magnoliopsida; Lamiales; Orobanchaceae
Source: the annotation of a GenBank genome assembly
AUGGAGGAGAUGAAUAAUUCGACACCGCAAGCAGUGGCAAACGAUUGCCUCAAAUUUGAAGUUAAUGGAGAAACGUUUGAGGUAACCGAGGCUGAUCCCUCCACUACUUUGCUCGAGUUCUUGCGCUCGGAAACUCGUUUCAAGAGCCCCAAGCUUGGUUGUGGUGAAGGUGGAUGUGGGGCUUGUGUCGUACUCCUGUCCAGCUACAACCCAACACUCAAAAACGUCGAGAGUUUCACUGUGAGUUCAUGCCUCACGCUCCUUUGCAGUGUAAAUAACUGUUCUAUUACCACUAGCGAAGGCCUCGGGAACACUAAAGAUGGAUUUCAUCCUAUCCACCAAAGAUUUUCCGGAUUUCAUGCUUCCCAGUGUGGCUUUUGCACUCCAGGGAUGUGCAUGUCCCUUUUUUCAGCACUAGCAAAUGCCGAAAAAUCCCAUAGUUCGCAAAUCCCUCUUGGUUUCUCUAAGUUAACGGUUAAUGAGGCCGAGAAGGCUAUAAUGGGAAAUGUAUGCCGGUGCACGGGCUAUCGGCCGAUUUUCGAUGCUUGUAAGAGUUUUGCUUUGAAUGUCGAUUUGGAGGAUCUUGGGAUUAAUUCCUUCUGGAGAAAGGGUGAGACGAAACGGGCCUGCCUGAAUAACUUGCCAUCUUAUAAUCCGACAGAUCAUGUUUAUCCAUAUACCAAAGAAAUGAAGCCGACGCGGGUAUUAAAUUCAAGAAAAUUAUCUUGGUAUACUCCAGUUACUCUUGAGGAGCUCCAGAGCUUGCUUAAACUGGGUACGGUGGACAAUGAUGGGAAAAUCAAACUAGUUGUUGGCAACACGGCCGCUGGCUAUUAUAAAGAGACUGAGAAAUUUGAAAAAUAUGUUGAUCUUAGGUAUGUGCCUGAGCUUUCGAUAGUGAAAAGGGAUGAAUUAGGGAUUGAAUUUGGAGCAGCAUUACCGAUUUCCAAAGUUAUUUCACAUUUGAAGGAAGAAAGUAAAAGUAACGUGUGGGCAAGACUAGCUGAACAUAUGGAGAAAGUUGCUUCAGGCUUUGUGAGAAACUCAGGCAGUCUUGGGGGCAAUUUGGUAAUUGCGCAGCGGAAAUAUUUUCCUUCAGAUAUUGCCACAUUGCUUCUUGGCGUGGGUUCGAGUGUUAGUGUACUGACAAAUCAUAAGCAUGAGAAAGUUCCCUUUGAGGAGUUUCUGUACAGACCACCGCUCGACUCUAAGGACGUGCUUCUAAGUAUUCACAUACCGUUUCUAGAACCAGUCAAUAAAUCUGCUAAAAAUAAUAAUUCGAAACUGUAUUUUGAAACUUACCGUGCCGCACCAAGGCCGCUUGGAAAUGUGUUGCCAUACUUAAAUGCUGCAUUAUUGGCUGAUACUUUCCGAGACAAGAAGGGAAUUUUGGUGAACCGUGUUCGGCUAGCUUUUGGUGCUUACGGGACCAAACAUGCGUCAAGGGCAAAAAAGGUAGAAGAAUAUUUGGAGGGGCGAAUACUCAGUGUUGGAGUUAUUAAUGAAGCGGUUAAAUUAGUUAAAGAUGCCAUUGUGUGUGAAGAUGGAACAUCGUAUCCAGCAUACCGGACAAGCUUAGCUGUUGGCUAUUUAUUUUCUUUUCUUGCUACUAUAAUCAAUGGGAUUGACUCAUCUGAGGACUUGAAUGAUCCACUUCUUAAUGAAGUGGGUAAAAGCAUCAAUGAUAAUGAUACAAGUUCGGCAGAAAAUGGGCCACUGAUUUCAUCUGCAAAGCAGUUUGUGGAGUAUAGUAAAGAAUAUUUUCCAGUUGGCGAGCCAAUGCCUAAAGUCGGUGCUGCUAUUCAAGCUUCUGGUGAAGCUGUAUUUGUUGAUGACAUUCCUUCACCUCCAAACUGUCUGCAUGGAGCACUUAUUGUUAGCACGAAGCCUUUAGCUCGAGUGAAGGGUAUUUCUUUUGAGUCCAAUCCACAGCCAUCCAGCAGAAACUAUGUUAUAACUGUUAAAGAUAUCCCAAAAGGAGGAGAAAAUAUAGGGGCCACGGCAUUUUUUGGAUCAGAACCUUUAUUUGCUGGUGAUGUAGCUCAAUUUGCUGGCGAUGUCCUUGCAUUUGUGGUUGCAGACUCGCAAAAGCAUGCAAAUAUUGCUGCAAGAACGGCUCGUGUGGAUUAUGAUAUGGAUGGCUUAGAUUCGCCAAUUUUAACUGUUGAGCAGGCUGUUGAGAAGUCAAGUUUCUUUGAUCUGCCUCCGAAUUUUCGUCCCAGAAAAGUUGGGGAUUUCUCGAAAGGAAUGGCUGAAGCUGAUCACAAGAUUCUAUCUCAAGAGAUAAGGCUCGGUUCACAAUACUAUUUCUAUUUGGAGACUCAAAGUGCACUUGCAAUACCAGAUGAAGACAACUGUAUGAUAGUUUAUAGUUCAAUCCAAUGUCCCGAGUAUGCCCAGAUAGCAAUUGCGAGAUGUCUUGGUCUUCCCGAGAAUAACGUACGCGUAAUUACAAGAAGACUUGGUGGAAGCUUUGGUGGGAAGGGACUAAGAGCAAUGACUGUCGCCACAUCAUGCGCGAUCGCAGCCCACAAGCUCCGGCGCCCAGUCCGGAACUAUCUUGACCGGAAGACCGACAUGAUCAUCGCUGGUGGCCGUCACCCCAUGAAAAUUACAUACACCGUCGGAUUCAAAUCCAACGGCAAGAUCACGGCCCUGCAUCUCGACAUCCUCCUGAACGCCGGCAUAACCAUCGACGUCAGCCCCUUCAUGGGCUCCACCAUGAACGGGGCUUUGAAAAAGUACAACUGGGGCUCCUUCUCCUUUGACAUCAAGCUGUGCAAGACGAACCACUGUAGCAAGUCGGCCAUGCGGGCCCCAGGGGAGGUACAGGCAUGCUACAUAGCAGAGGCAGUACUCGACCGCGUGGCGGCCGAGUUGUCGAUGGACGUGGAUGAGGUCAAGAACGUCAAUUUCCACACGUACGAGAGCUUAAAACAUUUUUACCCUCACUCGGCCAGGGACCCGUUGGAGUACACGCUGCCUUUCAUCUGGGAGAAGGUGACGAAGUCAUCCGGCUUCGAGGUAAGAAGAGUCGCGGUAAAAGAUUUUAACCGCCGUAAUAUAUGGCGCAAAAGGGGUAUUUCUCGUGUGCCGAUCGUGCACGAGGUGGCGGUGACUCCGUGUCCCGGGAAGGUGAGUGUGCUUUGGGACGGGUCGGUGGUUGUUGAGGUUGGGGGUAUCGAGAUGGGGCAGGGUCUCUGGACGAAGGUAAAGCAGGCGUGCGCGUUUGCUUUGAGUGAAAUCGGGUGUGGUGGGGUUGAGAAUCUGGUGGAUAGGGUGCGGGUGGUGCAGGCGGACACUUUGAGUAUGGUGCAAGGAGGGUUCACGUCCGGGAGCACGACUUCCGAGGCGAGUUGUGCGGCAGUUAGAGAGUGUUGUGGGAUUUUGGUUGAGAGGUUAAUGCCACUUAAGAAGAAGUUGGAUCACGGAACGGGUCCGGUUAUAUGGGAGGAUCUGAUUCUUCAGGCACAUCAGAAUUCUAUUAACUUGGCUGCUCAGUCUUACUUUGUGGCCGAUUCCGAUGCUAUAGAUUACUUGAACUAUGGUGUUGCAGUAAGUGAGGUUGAGGUUAAUCUUCUUACAGGAGAAACAACAAUAUUGAGAACUGAUCUGAUUUAUGAUUGCGGCCAGAGCAUGAAUCCAGCUGUAGAUUUGGGACAGAUUGAAGGUGCUUUUGUGCAAGGCCUCGGAUUUUUUAUGCUAGAAGAGUAUUUGGCAAAUGAUGACGGGUUGAUGAUUACAGACAGCACGUGGACAUACAGGGUCCCGACUCUCGACAACAUACCUAAACAAUUUAAUGUAGAGGUGCUCAACAGCGGACACCACCAAAAACGUGUUCUCUCGUCCAAAGCUUCUGGCGAACCCCCAUUGCUUCUGGCUGUAUCAGUCCAUUGUGCAACACGAGCAGCCAUUGUUGAAGCUCGAAAACAACUCAAAACUUGGGGAGAAAUCCAAGGGACCGACUUGGCUUUUCGACUUGAUGUACCCGCCACUUUACCUGUGGUUAAGCAAUUUUGCGGCUUAACAUCUGUAGAGACCUACUUAGGACACUUGCUCCAGCGUUCAUAA